CUCACAACCAACGCCCUCCUGCACACGCAGCAGUGUCGACUAUCUUCUUCACAUCCACCGGCUUUAUCGGGUUAUCCAAUCCAAAUAUACAAAUAAUAUCCUUUGGAAACUCCCUUCUAUAUUUCCUGUUUGAAAUGCUCCGUUCUAUAUUACUAUGCCAACAACCCCAAAAGCAGAAAAAUCUGUUCAAUUUUACCUUUUCCGAGUCUCAUGUUCAUCGAAGAAUCUUCGUUUAAGACAAAAAAAAAAAAGUAGAUUCUUUGGCUGUUGAGUUGACAGAGGUGAUUCACUGGGUAAUAUAAGGUAUUGGGUUUACGAUUCAUAUGUGAUUCUGCGCCUCAAUUACUAGUUACUGAGCUUUAUUGGAGCGUGUAAAAGUUUGGGGUGCAAACUGAUACUGGGUGAUCCUCCAAAAAUCACUGAAGAGCGCCGAUGGUCAUACCUCAAACUUAAGGAUUGGAUAUUUGACGCGUUUGUAGAACCUGUUAUUAGAAGUCGCAAGAUUAAGGAUUGACCUUCACGGGGAAGCCAUGAAGACUCUGUAGCAGAAAAGAUGCUUAGGCAAUACAAAGUUUUGCCGGUUGCUGUGAAUGAUAAUGUAUUCAAUACCAGGUGCAACUUUCAUUGAAGAAAUGGGUUAUGCAAUGAGUAGACUGGAGAUAGAAUCUAACCUUUGCGAUGAUGGAAAUACCAUCCAUGAAGGUUGUAGUAGCCGACAAACUAACAAACCAAUGAAAAUUGUAGACAAUGAAAUUGCGCAGAUUACAAAGUUGAAGUCAACACCCCAUCAUCUGCUGAGCCGAGUUGGGCCUGGAAGGCCUCAGUUGCCUGUUUCUCCUGUCAAAAUGUUGGCAGGUCGGGAAUCUAAUUAUUCAGGCUUGGGAAGGUUUUCAUCAUCCGAUUGUUGUCAUAUCUUGAGCAGGUAUUUGCCAGUCAAUGGUCCGUGGCUCAUUGAUCAAAUGGCAACUCGAGCAUACGUAUCUCAGUUUUCAGCUGAUGGCUCCCUAUUUGUUGCUGGAUUUCAGGGAAGCCACAUAAGAAUAUACAAUGUGGACAAAGGUUGGAAAGUUCAGAAGAAUAUCCUAGCCAAAAGUUUGAGAUGGACGAUCACUGAUACAACUCUUUCCCCUGAUCAACACUAUCUUGUUUAUGCUAGCAUGUCUCCUAUUGUACACAUUGUAAAUGUUGGGUCUGCUGAGACAGAGUCCUUGGCAAAUGUUACGGAGAUUCACGAUGGUUUGGAUUUUACUUCGAAUGAUGAUGGAGGAUACUCUUUCGGUAUAUUCUCUGUGAAAUUUUCAACAGACGGGAGAGAGUUAGUUGCUGGAACUAGUGGUGAUUCUAUAUAUGUAUAUGACCUUGAAGCAAAUAAGCUGUCUCUGCGAAUUUUAGCACACAUGUCUGAUGUCAACACAGUAUGUUUUGCUGAUGAAACGAGCCACCUUAUUUACUCUGGAAGUGAUGAUUCUUUCUGUAAGGUAUGGGAUCGACGUUGCCUAAAUAAUAAAGGCAAGCCAGCAGGAGUCCUGAUGGGACACCUUGAGGGAAUUACAUAUAUUGAUAGCCGUGGUGAUGGACGCUAUUUCAUUUCAAACGGUAAAGAUCAGACCAUCAAACUUUGGGACAUUCGCAAAAUGUCAUCAAAUGAAACCUGCAAUCCUGGGUAUAGGAGUUACGAAUGGGAUUACAGAUGGAUGGAUUACCCACCUCAGGCAAAAGAUUUGAAGCACCCAUAUGAUCAGUCAGUGGCUACAUAUAGAGGUCAUUCUGUUUUGCGUACUCUUAUCCGCUGCCAUUUCUCCCCAGCAUUCAGCACUGGCCAAAAGUACAUCUAUACGGGAUCACACAACGCAUGCGUUUAUAUAUAUGAUUUGGUGAGUGGAGCACAAGUGGCAGCACUGAAGCACCACAAAUCUCCAGUAAGAGACUGUAGUUGGCAUCCUUACCAGACUACGCUGGUUAGCUCCUCGUGGGAUGGGGAUGUUGUCAAAUGGGGGUUUCCUGGGAGCAGUGAAAUUCCAGCCCCUUCCACUAAGAUGAGAAUCUGGAAAACACGCUUUUUUGAAGACUAAAAAUAGCGCCUCUCGGUAAUCAAAGUUUGCGAAUCGUAUUUGACAUAUUAUAAGUUUCAUAUGAACUUUAUAUUCCAGAUUUCACCCUGUGUAUAAAUAAUCGCUCAAAUAAGUUGAGUUCAUCUGUGUACCCAUUGCAUCCCUUGUUCUGUAAA
This is a messenger RNA of Prosopis cineraria, 2227 nucleotides long. Its product is annotated as LEC14B protein. Gene Ontology annotation, molecular function: protein binding. The transcript is spliced from 11 exons. The coding region runs from base 591 to 2072 and encodes 493 amino acids. Lineage: Eukaryota; Viridiplantae; Streptophyta; Magnoliopsida; Fabales; Fabaceae. Gene Ontology annotation, biological process: proteasome-mediated ubiquitin-dependent protein catabolic process. Gene Ontology annotation, cellular component: Cul4-RING E3 ubiquitin ligase complex. The record is from RefSeq and is a predicted model, not a curated record.